Messenger RNA from Dictyostelium discoideum AX4, 2322 nucleotides. RefSeq lists its product as hypothetical. The record is from RefSeq and is a predicted model, not a curated record. Gene Ontology annotation, biological process: RNA-templated DNA biosynthetic process; DNA biosynthetic process. The transcript has a single exon. Gene Ontology annotation, molecular function: transferase activity; nucleotidyltransferase activity; DNA-directed DNA polymerase activity. Bases 1 to 2322 code for a protein of 773 amino acids. NCBI's taxonomy places the organism in Eukaryota, Evosea, Eumycetozoa, Dictyosteliales, Dictyosteliaceae.
AUGGCCACAGUAAUCGAAGCCAUCAGAAUUUCAAAUAACCUAAUGGAUAUGGACCAACUAAAUAAAAGACCCACCUUCUCAAGAACGAUACACAACACAAACAAUAACCUCACAAGAAUCUUGGAAAGGAGACUAGACAGAAUAUACCUUAACAAUAGCUUAAUCAACUACAGCCAAUUAUACUUAAGGAACCUAAUCCCCCCAAAAAUUAACGACAUACCUCUAUCAGAUCACAACUUCCUAUCAACCACUUUCACUCUACCCAACAUACAGAUGAACAAGCGCAGAUGGAGAUUAAAAAAAUCCUCAAUCCUCUCAAGCAUAAUGCUUAAGAAAAUAGACUUCCUACUUAACGAUUAUUCAAGGGAGCUGUCAUCCAACCAUAACUCUAUUUCCUUCUCUCAACUCAACAGCUUACUGAACAAAAUAAAACAACUAUACACCGAAUUUCAAAAACAAAACGACUACAACAAUAAGGCAAACAUCAAAAAUCUAAUCUCCCUACUAGAGACAGAAUUUAAAGACCAAGCCUUCGCAACCCUUUCAGCAAUAAAUGAAUCUAAAAAAAGAGAAGAACAACUUAAACAAGAAUUGAACAACUAUUGCGAAGAAACCUCACUCAAGUACAUCUCCGCGAGAAUCAAGAAAAGACACAAUGAUUUCACCAUCAACGCAGUAAAAGAUGCACAAGGUAGAACAAUUAACAAACAGGAAUUGAUCGAAGAAGAAUACGUAAAAUAUUACUCAAAUCUUUAUGACUACAAAGAAGAUGACCCACUAUCUCAUUACGAAAUGUUGGAAAAUUGGACAGUGACCAGGGACUCAACAUGGGACAACCUUGAAAAUGAAUUCACCUCACAAGAAAUCCUAGAAGUAAUAAAACAACUGAACCCACACAAAUCUCCAGGUCCAGAUGGAAUUCCAAACUUAUUCUACAUAACACACAAAGAAAAACUAGCUCCAAUACUGGCCUCAGCAUUCAACGACACUCUAAGAAAUCCUCAUCUAAUUAGCAAAAAUUACAAAGAAGGCCUCAUUAUCACGAUACCUAAAAAGGGAGACCCCGAACUAAUCAAAAACAGAAGACCAAUUACACUGGCUAACUGUAUAUAUAAAAUCCACUCAAAGCUAAUAAACAAUAGAAUAAUCCCAAUACUAACGAAAGUGAUCAACCACAAUCAAAAAGGUUUCGUACCAGGCAGAUUCAUUAUAGAUAAUAUCAUAUCAAUGAACGAAUUAAUCAACUAUUGUAAUGAUAAAAGAAUUAACGGAAUAAUUACACUAUAUGAUUUCGAAAAAGCUUUUGACUCGAUCUCACACGGUUCAAUACUCAGAUCACUACAACACAUCAACAUUCCAACCAAUAUAAUCAACCUGAUAAUGAAUCUACUCACCAAAUCUGAAGCAAGAAUUGAAAUUAAUGGUAGAACUACUAUACCCUUUGAGAUCAAAAGAGGAGUUAAACAAGGAGAUCCACUAUCACCCACCCUGUUCGUCCUUGUAAUAGAGGCUUUAGCUAGAAAAAUUUUACAAGAUGACCGAAUUACUGGCCUUCCUCUAAACAACAGCAACCACAGAGAGAAAUUCCAAAGCUUUGCAGACGACUCGGCUUCAAUGGUCCCAGACUCUCAACAACUUGAAUUAGUACUACAACACUUCAAUUCAUUUUGCAAAGCCACCUCCUCAAAACUUAACAUCGACAAAUCUUCAUCAAUUCUUAUAGGCAACCCAGACAAUACCAACCAAAGAAUUCCAAUAUCUACAAAUCCAGAAAGAUACUUGGGAUACUUCUUCACAGGUAAAGGGAUAACAAGAAAAAUGCCAGAAAUAUUAAACACAAUAAGAUCAUCCUUAGUACUAUGGAAAACCACUGACUCAACAAUCAAAACCAAAACCAACAUCCUCAAAGCAUUCGCACUCUCUAAAUUAACCUACUAUUCAUAUGUAGAGAACUUUAAGGAAGAGGAAUUAAACCAAAUCAAUAAAUUAGUCGAAUGGUUUUUAUCGGCACCAAACAACAAAAAUGCUAGUGGAUUUCAAGUUAUUAAUUUAAUGAGAACCAAAAGAGCAAGAUACCCACUAAAAGUAGGGGGCUGGAACAUUUGGAAUAUAGAAUUGAGACAACUGGCGCAGAAACUUUGGAUCAUAAACCAGUUCAUCCUAGCACUAGAAACCAAACAAACAAACUCAUCUCAUCACAAAAGCUGGGAAUAUCAGAUCCAAAAAAACAAAUUCACAUCCAGAUACCUAAAAGAAAACUUACGAAUGGAACAAAAUAAGAAUAAAAAAAAGCAAUCUUCAACAAUAAUCUCACAUCCAUAA